Mandrillus leucophaeus (drill) is the source of this 4668-nucleotide messenger RNA. RefSeq names its product zinc fingers and homeoboxes 2 (gene ZHX2). The coding region runs from base 878 to 3391 and encodes 837 amino acids. Gene Ontology annotation, molecular function: DNA binding; DNA-binding transcription factor activity, RNA polymerase II-specific. The record is from RefSeq and is a predicted model, not a curated record. Lineage: Eukaryota; Metazoa; Chordata; Mammalia; Primates; Cercopithecidae. The transcript has 4 exons. Gene Ontology annotation, cellular component: nucleus. Gene Ontology annotation, biological process: regulation of transcription by RNA polymerase II.
CCGCGCGGGGUCGUGCUUAAUAUUCAAUGAUCUCGCUCGCGCCUCCCCCUCCUCUUCUCGCAGAAAUUCCACCGAGUCCGUUACUGGGCUCAGACUUUUAAGUUAAUUUACUGCCCCCCUACCUUGGCCAGUAACCAGCGCCUUUAGGGCUAGCCUCCCCCCAGCUCCUGCUUGAAAAAUGACAUUUCGCCGGUGUCUCCGGAGGGGGCUGAAUUUCACUUUGUAACUUUCUGCGGAACCCGAGCCCGGGUGGCAGCUCGGGUGGUGGUAUCGUAUGCAAAUACGCAUGCUGACGUUACAGAUCAUGUGGGUUUUGGCGUAGAUUCCCCACUGAUCGAGGCAUUUUUUUUCCCUUUUUUUUUUUUUUCCUUUUUUUUUCUUUUAAAAAUUUUGGCCACCGUUCUCCGUACGGGGGCUUUUUCUGUCUGUCUGUCUGACAGGCUGGCUUUCCCCCUCUUUCCCACCGAGCCCGAGCCGGGCGCCCGGUGGGGAGUGGGGAGUGGGUGGGGGGAGCCAGCAGAGUUCCAUUUUGGAACGCCCGUGCCGCGUCUCCGCGUUCCCAGCCCGGGUCCCCGCGUUCCCAGCCCCGGCGCAGGUCUGGACGUACCGACUGCUCUUGGAGUAAAAAGAUUCCCAGGAUGUGAGCAACACGGGACCGAUAUGAUGCUUCCUGGUGUGUUUAGUGGUUGGUGCCAUUGCAAUUUUCUGUGCUGAAAUCAUUCUGAAAACUCAAACAGUAGACUUCAGCAUACAAGGAAAGCCAAAGCCAUUUGAGGGGGAAUAAAGCCAAAAGCCCUUCACCUUAUUCGUUCCAAGAAUCUCACCAUCCCCUCCCUACCCCCCUCCAAAACUAAGCCAUUGCACACAGACAGGCAGCAUGGCUAGCAAACGAAAAUCUACAACUCCGUGCAUGGUUCGGACAUCACAAGUAGUAGAGCAAGAUGUGCCCGAGGAGGUAGACAGGGCCAAAGAGAAAGGAAUCAGCACACCACAGCCUGACGUGGCCAAGGACAGUUGGGCAGCAGAACUUGAAAACUCUUCCAAAGAAAAUGAAGUGAUAGAGGUGAAAUCUAUGGGAGAAAGCCAGUCCAAAAAACUUCAAGGUGGUUAUGAGUGCAAAUACUGCCCCUACUCCACGCAAAACCUGAACGAGUUCACGGAGCACGUCGACAUGCAGCAUCCCAACGUGAUUCUCAACCCCCUCUAUGUGUGUGCAGAAUGUAACUUCACAACCAAAAAGUACGACUCCCUGUCCGACCACAACUCCAAGUUCCAUCCCGGGGAGGCCAACUUCAAGCUGAAGUUAAUUAAGCGCAAUAAUCAAACUGUCUUGGAACAGUCCAUCGAAGCCGCCAACCAUGUCGUGUCCAUCACCACUAGCGGCCCUGGAACUGGUGACAGUGAUUCUGGGAUCUCGGUGAGUAAAACCCCCAUCAUGAAGCCCGGAAAACCAAAAGCGGAUGCCAAGAAGGUGCCCAAGAAGCCCGAGGAGAUCACCCCCGAGAACCACGUGGAAGGGACGGCCCGCCUGGUGACAGACACAGCUGAGAUCCUCUCGAGACUCGGAGGUGUGGAGCUCCUCCAAGACACAUUAGGACACGUCAUGCCUUCUGUACAGCUGCCACCAAAUAUCAACCUUGUGCCCAAGGUCCCCGUCCCACUAAAUACUACCAAAUACAACUCUGCCCUGGAUACAAAUGCCACGAUGAUCAACUCUUUCAACAAGUUUCCUUACCCGACCCAGGCUGAGUUGUCCUGGCUGACGGCUGCCUCCAAACACCCAGAGGAGCACAUCAGAAUCUGGUUUGCCACCCAGCGCUUAAAGCACGGCAUCAGCUGGUCCCCAGAAGAGGUAGAGGAGGCCCGGAAAAAGAUGUUCAAUGGCACCAUCCAGUCAGUACCCCCGACCAUCACUGUGCUGCCCGCCCAGUUGGCCCCCACAAAGGUGACGCAGCCCAUCCUCCAGACGGCUCUACCGUGCCAGAUCCUCGGCCAGACUAGCCUGGUGCUGACUCAGGUGACCAGCGGGUCAACAACCGUCUCUUGCUCCCCCAUCACGCUUGCCGUGGCAGGAGUCACCAACCACGGCCAGAAGAGACCCUUGGUGACUCCCCAAGCUGCCCCCGAGCCCAAGCGUCCACACAUCGCUCAGGUGCCAGAGCCCCCACCCAAGGUGGCCAACCCCCCGCCCACGCCAGCCAGUGACCGCAAGAAGACAAAGGAGCAGAUAGCACAUCUCAAGGCCAGCUUUCUCCAGAGCCAGUUCCCCGAUGAUGCUGAGGUUUACCGGCUUAUCGAGGUGACUGGCCUUGCCAGGAGCGAGAUCAAGAAGUGGUUCAGUGACCACCGGUAUCGGUGUCAAAGGGGCAUCGUCCACAUCACCAGCGAAUCCCUUGCCAAAGACCAGUUGGCCAUCGCAGCCUCCCGACACGGUCGCACCUACCAUGCAUACCCGGACUUUGCCCCUCAGAAGUUCAAAGAGAAAACACAGGGUCAGGUGAAAAUCUUGGAAGACAGCUUUUUGAAAAGUUCUUUUCCUACCCAAGCAGAACUGGAUCGGCUAAGGGUGGAGACCAAGCUGAGCAGGAGAGAGAUCGACUCCUGGUUCUCGGAGAGGCGGAAGCUUCGAGACAGCAUGGAACAAGCUGUCUUAGAUUCCAUGGGGUCUGGCAAAAAAGGCCAAGAUGCGGGAGCCCCCAACGGUGCUCUGUCUCGACUCGACCAGCUCUCUGGUGCCCAGUUAACCAGUUCUCUGCCCAGCCCUUCGCCAGCAAUUGCAAAAAGUCAAGAACAGGUUCAUCUCCUGAGGAGCACGUUUGCAAGAACCCAGUGGCCUACUCCCCAGGAGUACGACCAGUUAGCGGCCAAGACGGGCCUGGUCCGAACUGAGAUAGUGCGUUGGUUCAAGGAGAACAGAUGCUUGCUGAAAACAGGAACCGUGAAGUGGAUGGAGCAGUACCAGCACCAGCCCGUGGCAGAUGAUCACGGCUACGAUGCCGUAGCAAGGAAAGCAACAAAACCCAUCGCCGAGAGCCCAAAGAACGGGGGUGACGUGGUUCCACAAUAUUACAAGGACCCCAAAAAACUCUGCGAGGAGGACUUGGAGAAGUUGGUACCCAGGGUAAAAGUAGGCAGCGAGCCAGCAAAAGACUGUUUGCCAGCAAAGCCCUCAGAGGCCACCUCAGACCGGUCAGAAGGCAGCAGCCGGGACGGCCAGGGCAGCGACGAGAACGAGGAGUCGAGCGUUGUGGAUUACGUGGAGGUGACGGUCGGGGAGGAGGAUGCCAUCUCAGAUAGAUCAGAUAGCUGGAGUCAGGCUGCAGCAGAAGGCGCGGUGGAACUGGCCGAAUCGGACUCCGACUGCGUCCCUGCAGAGGCUGGCCAGGCCUAGACAGGGAAGUCAGUUAGAACUGCUGUGCUGAUCAAGGGGAUGCUCUGUCUUUGAAGAAAGAAGAAAUGGUCCCUCCCCAGCCAUGGGCCACCCUCGCCAGUGACUCCAAGUGGAACUGCUUAGCUCGUGUGUGCCUGGAGGGUGCAGAAGCCCAGCGACUCUCAGACGCACCUCCCAGAGGACCGGUGGGAAUUGUUCAUAGUGCCAAAGCCCUACUACUGCGUUUUCAAUGGGUCCUUGUACAUAGUUUGCUCCUCUGCCCUAGCCCUCACCUCUUGCUAUACUGGAACUGAUUUGUACAAUAUGGGAAUUUUGUUACCUUUUUAAUCAAGGGCAACUUCCUUUUCCAGCACUACCAUUGUAAGGAUUUUUUCAGGAGGGAGGGCUAACCACCUUGCUUUUCUCUUUUCUCCUUUUCUUUUUUUAUUUCUGUUUUAUUAAUUUGGGGAAAGGGGUGUUAGUAUUAGUGCCAUGAUAUCUACUGGAUUUUAAGUAGGGAGACUUUAUUUUUAAAGGUAGGUUGAAAUUUGGGAGAUUUCUCGGCAGGAAGGGCUGAAAUCCAGGCCUCUAUCUCAACCUGGAGAGAGGUGACAGACGACAGAUCCUCCAAAUCAAAUUCCUUUCCAGUUCUUCCCCUGGCUGCCUUUUUGGGGGGUCCCUGCCUUACUCCCACAGAAGGCUUUAUGAACUGCCAAGAGGGGAUCUGGCUUCGCAAAUUCUUGGCCUCUUGGGCCAGGCUGUAUCCAGCCAGCCCUGGGAGAACUGGGUAGCAGGUGGCUGACUUCUUUAAGCACCUUUCUAAAUACCAGCAGAAGAGGCUCCUGCCUCUGUUAGUAUGAUCAGUACUAUUGUGACAUUAAAACAACAACAAUAAGAUCUUCCUAUCUGGAGGGUACAAAGGUGAAUGACUUUGGUUUUCAUUUCUCUUCUUCACUGCCUUUUCUCGGUGUGGUAUUUGACAAGAUUUUAGCUCAAAGCCUCACCAUGAAUUGAUUUUUUUGUUUGUGUGUGUGUUUGUUUUGGGAAAAUUUUAGAUACCUGAGUGCACUUUUUUUCAGUUAGUCCUACCUUUUAAAAGAAGGAAAACCAAGAGACAUAUCUGGUGUACAUGUUGCAAUAUGAAUUCUGGUUGCAAUCCCUCCCCCGUCCCACAUUGCCCCCCAUUUGAGUACACCGCACAAGUCAAAUGCUAGGAAGUUUGAAUAAAACCAAUUUUUCUAACUUGUCGCUCAUUUGUUGUAACUCAAUAAAGCAAAGACUAAACAUUUUUAUAACCU